This is a messenger RNA of Echinops telfairi (small Madagascar hedgehog), 351 nucleotides long. Its product is annotated as fatty acid-binding protein 5-like. The coding region runs from base 1 to 351 and encodes 116 amino acids. Gene Ontology annotation, cellular component: cytosol; nucleus. The transcript has a single exon. Gene Ontology annotation, biological process: fatty acid transport. Gene Ontology annotation, molecular function: fatty acid binding. The record is from RefSeq and is a predicted model, not a curated record. Lineage: Eukaryota; Metazoa; Chordata; Mammalia; Afrosoricida; Tenrecidae.
AUGACCCCCACCCAGCAGCUCCUAGAAAGCUGGUGCCUGACAGACAGCAAAGGUUUUGAUGAACACAUGAAGGAACUAGGAGUGGGAAUGGCUUUGCAACCAAUGAGUGCAAUGGCCAAGCCUGACUGUGCCAUCUCUACCGAUGGCAAAACCUUCACCAGGAAACCUGAGAGCACUUUGAAACCAAAACGGUUUUCUUGCAACCUGGAGGAAAAUUUUGAAGAGACAGAUGGCAGAAAAACUCAGACUGUCUUCAGUCUUAUGCACGGUGUUUGGGUGCAGCGCCAGGUCUGGGAUAUGAAGGAGAGCGCAAUACAGAGAACACGGGAUGUCGGAACACUAGUGACGUAA